AUGGACUUCUCAUUGAUCAGAGAGUCUGACAUCAUGCAAAGCCCUAGCAAAAUCGUUGGCGCCUCUGCCUCCACUACAAACCCUGCUGUGUAUGGACUUCCAAGGGUUCUUGAUCCAGCCAACAUGAAAAGUACCCUUCGCUGCCGGAUUCCUGAAGAGACAUUUGAGAAGUUGCACUUUUGCUGGCUCUUCCUAUGGGCAGCUAAUUUGCGGUCGCGGCAGAAGUUGUCUUAUCGUGGAUGUGUUCACUGGUGCCAAAGUUUUACCUCCACAGCUCCCAUUUGGCAACAACACUUAUUUCUACUCUGGCAUGCUGACAGCUCCCCUUGCAUCGCCAAACUCACACCUCCUAGUUUGCGCAGCAUCCAAACAGGGCGCUUGGGUGGAGGUGAAGAAGAUAGAGAGUUAGUGUUUAUUGGGAGUGAUGUGAGGAGCCCGGCGUUUUCUUGCGCCAGCUUAGGACGAUGGAGUGGGAGGAGCAAUUGCUUGUACUAUGGGUAUUACGAUCCACCCUUGGUGUUGCAUGGGCUUGGUGAUGAUGCAGAUGCUGCGUGGGAUCCAAACAAUGACCCUGAUGACCUUGUGUUCAAGAGGAACUGGUACAUCCAACUGCAGCCCUUCUGGGUGUACCCAAGCAUGCUCUAUCGCUGA
Molecule: messenger RNA, 651 nt
Organism: Miscanthus lutarioriparius
Lineage: Eukaryota; Viridiplantae; Streptophyta; Magnoliopsida; Poales; Poaceae
Source: the annotation of a GenBank genome assembly